CACCCACAUUACACAUAACAAGCUAAUGUAACUAAUACGUUAUAUAUACACACUUCAAUCACAAUAUUAAUCAACAUAAUAUCGAUCAUCGAUACUAAUUGAAACGUUAUAAGGUCCGUCCGGUUUACACAUGGAUAGAGUGAAUAGAAUGGUGUCCGAGAGGCCAGUGGUGAUAUUCAGCAAGAGUUCUUGCAUAUUGUCGCACACAAUAAAGUCUCUGUUCAAUGAUUUUGGUGUGAAUCCUACGGUGUAUGAGCUGGAUGAGAUAGCAAGAGGCCAAGACAUAGAGCAGGCAUUGUCUGGACUAGGGUGCGGUACAGUCCCCGUUGUGUUCAUUGGGGGUGAAUUGGUUGGCGGAACUAAUGAGAUUAUGAGUCUUCAACUUAAGAGGGUUUUGAGGCCAAUGCUCAUUAGUGCUGGAGCUUUAUGGGUUUGAUUUCAUAUAUAUAAAAAACGUUGGCAAUAAAGUACUAGCUAGUAUGUAUGUAAUAACGUUAAUUAAUGCACAUUAUAAGUGCAGAUAACUUAUGAAUAAUGAAAAUCAUUUGAUCAAA
This is a messenger RNA of Erigeron canadensis, 554 nucleotides long. RefSeq names its product monothiol glutaredoxin-S4-like. The record is from RefSeq and is a predicted model, not a curated record. The transcript has a single exon. NCBI's taxonomy places the organism in Eukaryota, Viridiplantae, Streptophyta, Magnoliopsida, Asterales, Asteraceae. The coding region runs from base 131 to 436 and encodes 101 amino acids.